Thalassophryne amazonica is the source of this 2051-nucleotide messenger RNA. RefSeq lists its product as uncharacterized. Lineage: Eukaryota; Metazoa; Chordata; Actinopteri; Batrachoidiformes; Batrachoididae. The transcript has 5 exons. The record is from RefSeq and is a predicted model, not a curated record. Bases 127 to 1464 code for a protein of 445 amino acids.
GACUGUUAAUUUUGUUCUGUUAUUGGUUCAAGUAUUUUUCAACAUCAAACCAAACCUGCAUGGUGUAAGGUUUCAUCUCAAUAAAUAGAUUUAUUUCACCAAAAUAAAGAAAAUGUUCAAGAAGUAAUGGCACUCGAAGCGCUGACUGAGCUGUCAGGAAUGUCUUUGACAUCUGCUUGUACUCAAAGAAAUCAUCCAGAUGUGAAACUAGGAAAAUCUGCAAAUGAGGAGACUGUGAAUGACAUAGAUUCUCUGCAGCAAUUUUCGAGCUGUACAGCUUGUAACCAAAAAUACGAGACGGCAGCACUGAUCCUGCCGUGCUCUCACGCCAUGUGCAGUCACUGUGUAUCUGCUGGAGAGAGUUUAAUACGCAGAGGCAGCAUCCUCCCUGUGUGCGCCGUGCAGUGCCCCUGCUGUCGACAUCCUGUAGAGCUGCCAUGUUGGUCCUGGGCAACUGCUGCUUCCUGUCUCCCAAAAUAUCUGACCAGAAACUCAAUCAUUGGAAAAGUGGGGAGAACCAAGGUGAAAGCAUCUGACCCUUUCCAAAAAGUUCAGGGGAGCACUACUUGCUGUGAUGUUGAUCUGACAGCACAAGAAUCCUCUCCUGUCAGUUCCUUAUUAGUACCAGCUGAUGGCACUAUAGACCUGCAAGAGGAGCAAAUGGAGCAGUCUGUCUGUGGACUGCGUUUUAGUCUGGACCCCUCAAAUAUACCUCCAUCCCUCCAUCUGUCCAACUCUUUCCUCACUGUCACCUACCAAGCAGAGAGCCUUCUGAUUUCACCUAAAGCCAACUGGGUCGAUAGGUCAAGAGUGACCUUUGAGCCAAAGGUCGCACUUGAUCUCCCUCAGGUGUAUGCUGAUGUUGUCAUUGCAGUGGGACAGUAUUACUGGGAAGUGGAUGUAUUUAACAGUUCCAUCUACAGAGUCGGUGUGAGCUCACUGGAUUGUUCUACAGGCUGGUGGCUCGAAAGACAGGGGUUGUCUUUUUGUGCAGUGUAUGAUGGUUUCUGGGAGCCGCUCUGCAUGGUCCCGCCACAGAUCAAAACCAUUGGAGUUUUCCUCAACAUUGGAGGUUGUGUCCUGAGCUUCCAUAAUCCUGUCACUCAGGAGCACCUAGUGACACUGCCGACCCGUUUCAGCCCUGCUGGAGUAGUCCCAGCUCUGGGGCUAGGCCAGGGCAGGUUGAAGCUGCGCUGUGGCCUUCCUCCUCCUCCCCACGUCUUCCUCAGUAAAGACUCAGACUACAGGAGGCCCCGUGGAGCCCGUGGAGGUCAGUGGCGGAAGGAAAUUCCCUUCCGUUCAGUGAAGAAGGUCAUACAGAAGUUUGAGGAGCUGGCAACAUCAGACUCAGACUUUAGCCUGGUGUCCAGUUUUGGAUCAUCCUGCUCCAUCUUGGCCCCCUUUCCAGAACUUGGCAUGUCAGGAGGGAUGUUUCAGUCUGAGCAACCGAAAUCAGGAAAAUGAAUAAAAAGAGCUCCUUAAACUUUCUCCUCAAUGGGACAAUCCAAAAACAAAUGUACCCACCACUCCUGUGACUAGUCUGAUCUUCAGAUGUGAUUUGAAAGGCAAAUUUUUCAUCUUGAAGAACUUUUGACUGCCUCCUUCCACUCUCGGCGUGACCCCCAGACCUAUAAUUGACUCUCCCCAGGAAGCAGAGCUUUCUCUCAACCAAACAACCCCCACUGCUUUGGGAUCGGGCCAGCAAACAUUCUCUAUGACAUGUGUGAGGAAAGGGUGGGCAUUCCGGUAGGGGUCCCACACUGGUGUGCAGGAUGUGUGUGCAUGUAAGUUAGCGCUUGGCGUUUGCUCAGUCGCUCAUGCAUUUCGCUGUGAGUGCGAGCAGGCGGGAACAAUGUAAAGCAGCGGGAGGUGAGCUGACAAGCUGUGUGUACAGUGACACCGGCGGUGUUGACACAGAGCAGCGAGGACAGGUGGUAACAUGUGUUUGUCCCGCAGCCUGCUCCCGAUAGGACAGUAGGCUGCCCUUUCCUGACCCUUUGAAAACCACAGGAUUCCAAAGACUUCAAAAGGAGUGGCACAGAAAGAGAAAA